AUGCCCACUCGGAGUAACGACUACACUAUUGGCUGGAUCUGCGCUCUCCAUACGGAGCUCGUUGCUGCACAAGUCUUUCUCGACGAAAAGUACCCAGAGCCGGAAGAUCUGGACCAGAGAGAUGACACCAGCUACAUACCAGGCAAGAUUGGGGGUCACAAUGUUGUCAUUGCUGUCUUGCCAGACGGCGAAUAUGGCAUAACGAGCGCGGCAAGGGUCGCGACAGACAUGUUGCGUAGCUUCCCUAACAUCAGACUUGGUUUGAUGGUCGGCAUUGGCGGCGGUGCUCCAAGCAGACGUGAUAUCCGUCUUGGGGACGUUGUAGUCAGCGCUCCUGUUGACGGAAUUGGAGGUGUGUUUCAGUACGACUUUGGCAAGACGAUACAAGGUCAGGCCUUCCAAACAACAGGGUUUCUGAACCAGCCCCCGCCAGUCCUGCGAGGAGCGGUGAACGCACUCAACGCGAUGUAUGAAUCAGAUGGACAUAGUUUCAAGAGAGCUAUUGAUAGCAUCCUAGAGGAGAAGCCAAAGCUGCGGAAAAAGUACGGGCGGCCAGAUCCAAGCACCGACAGGCUGUAUAAAAGCAGCGUCAUUCAUCCUCCGGGCGAUGAAGCCAGCUGUGCGACAACCUGUGGCGAAGAUCCGUCAGUCUUGAUAUCGCGACCUGAACGGACUGAAGAGGAGAACGAUCCGGCGAUUCACUAUGGUUUAAUUGCCUCGGCGAACCAGCUGAUGAAGGACGCUUCUGUGAGAGACAAGUUGGCAGAGGAGAAGAAUGUUUUGUGUUUUGAGAUGGAAGCAGCCGGCUUAAUGAACAGCUUUCCCUGUUUGGUUGUACGUAUUGUGUGUGAUUACUCGGAUUCGCAUAAAAACAAGCAGUGGCAAGGGUAUGCAGCGAUGGUGGCAGCUGCGUACGCGAAGGAUCUUCUUAAGCAGGUUCGUCCAAAUCGAGUCGAGGCUGAGAAGAAAAUCAGCGAGAUACUAUCUUCUGGUUAG
Bipolaris oryzae ATCC 44560 is the source of this 996-nucleotide messenger RNA. RefSeq lists its product as uncharacterized. The transcript has a single exon. Gene Ontology annotation, molecular function: catalytic activity. Lineage: Eukaryota; Fungi; Ascomycota; Dothideomycetes; Pleosporales; Pleosporaceae. Bases 1 to 996 code for a protein of 331 amino acids. Gene Ontology annotation, biological process: nucleoside metabolic process. The record is from RefSeq and is a predicted model, not a curated record.